Lolium perenne is the source of this 1445-nucleotide messenger RNA. RefSeq names its product magnesium transporter MRS2-C. Gene Ontology annotation, biological process: transmembrane transport; magnesium ion transport. Lineage: Eukaryota; Viridiplantae; Streptophyta; Magnoliopsida; Poales; Poaceae. Gene Ontology annotation, molecular function: magnesium ion transmembrane transporter activity. The record is from RefSeq and is a predicted model, not a curated record. Gene Ontology annotation, cellular component: membrane.
AAUCCAACCCUUCGUCCCUUCCUACCUAUCCAGAGCCCGUCACUGACACGCCGCCCCCACCACAGAUCCCGGCCGCCAUGGACCAAGACAUCAAGCAGCGCCUCCUCCUCCCGCCCCGCGCCGCCGCCAACGGGCCCCACCGCCGCGGCAAGCCCGCGGCGCCAGGCGGCGUCGGCGUCGGCGGGGGAGGAGGCGGCGGCGGCGUGGCCAUCGACGUCCACGGCCUGAAGAAGCGCGGCGGCGGGCGGCGCUCGUGGGUGCGGGUGGACGCGGCGACGGGCGCGUCCGAGGCGGUGGAGGUCGCCAAGCCGGCGCUCAUGCGGCGCCUCGACCUGCCCGCGCGCGACCUCCGCCUCCUCGACCCGCUCUUCGUCUACCCCUCCGCCAUCCUCGGCCGCGAGCGCGCCGUCGUCUGCAACCUCGAGCGGAUACGCUGCAUCAUCACCGCAGACGAGGCGCUCGUCCUGCGCGACCAGGACGCCGACGGGGCCGUAAGGAUGUACGUCGACGAGCUGCAGCGACGCCUCGUCGACCGCGCCGACGACCUGCCCUUCGAGUUCAUCGCCCUCGAGGUUGCGCUCGAAGCAGCAUGCUCAUUCCUCGACGCGCAGGCUGUUGAAUUGGAGGCUGAAGCUUAUCCACUGCUAGACGACUUAACAGCGAAAAUCAGUACCCUUGACUUGGAGCGUGCUCGACGCCUAAAGAGCAAGCUGGUUGCAUUGACUAGGAGGGUCCAAAAGGUCAGAGAUGAGAUAGAGCAGCUGAUGGAUGAUGAUGGUGAUAUGGCUGAAAUGUACCUCACUGAGAAGAAGAUGAGGAUGGAAGCAUCAUUGCUAGACGAGCAAGGCCUUCAAGGAAUUGGCAAUAAUGUGUUUGGCUCAUCAUUCUCUGCUCAAGUUUCCCUUUCUGCUCCAGUUUCCCCAGCUUCGUCACCCCCUGCAUCUCGGCGACUUGAGAAGCAAUUUAGUUUUGCUAGAAGCAGACACGACAGCUUCAAGAGCUCAGAGAGCAGCCAGUAUAACAUAGAAGAACUGGAAAUGUUAUUGGAGGCUUACUUUGUGGUUAUUGACUACACUCUCAACAAAUUAACUUCGCUGAAGGAGUAUAUUGAUGACACAGAGGAUUUCAUCAACAUCCAGCUGGAUAACGUGCGGAACCAACUGAUCCAGUUCGAGCUGCUGCUGACCACCGCUACAUUUGUGGUGGCCAUCUUCGGGGUCGUCUCGGGAGUCUUCGGCAUGAACUUUGAGCAGAUGGAUGUGCUGAAGUUGCCGCAUGCUUUCGAGUGGACGCUCAUCAUAACAGGUGUCGCUGGCGCAGUCAUAUUCGCCUGUCUCCUGUGGUACUUCAAGAAGAGAAGGUUCUUCCCCUUGUAGACGGAUUCGUGCAAACCUUCUGCUGCACCCUGUACACUAGUAGCAUUUGGAAAUUCGCCGAUUUUUUCA